GCACGCAGGCGUGGUGAACAGUUCCGCAGGCAGGGGGCGUAAACAUGGCGGAGCCAGCGGUGUCGCCCUCAGUAUCACAACACUAGACCGAGACUGCACCGCUAACUGGCUGACAUCAGAAGUCCACGCAGAGAGGACGAGUACGGUUCCGUUACGCGUUCAGAAAUAACUGCGAGCUGGUACAUUUUCUUAUGCGCGUGCGGCAAGGCGGGUUGGAUUCGAUUGGAAAGGGGGGAUUUUCUCCGCACUCUCAUUCCAGACAUUUCGUUUUUUUUCUUCUUCUCCUUUGCUCCUCGAUGCUUUUGCACAGUCACAGGGUGUCACACAGCAGGUGAAACAACGACCGCUUCUUCGGAUUUGGGAGGAAAUGUCGAGCGAGAAACCGGUGUCUGCGCCGGGUUCGGUUUCGCUCUCGGACCGAGAACCUCCCUCGGGCCAUGGGCAGCAAGCGGGUGCGGGAGCAGGUGCCGGGGAGAUGAUGGUGUCCGGUUCGGGCUCGAUGGUCCUGCCGGCCGGGGUGAUAAACCCCUCGGUUCCGAUCCGGAAUAUCAAGAUGAAAUUCGCCGUCCUCAUCGGUCUGAUCCAGGUCGGGGAGGUUAGCAACAGAGAUAUCGUCGAGACGGUUCUGAAUCUGCUGGUGGGCGGCGAGUUCGACCUGGAGAUGAACUUCAUCAUCCAGGACGCGGAGAGCAUCGGCUGCAUGGUGGAGCUGCUGGAGCACUGCGACGUGACGUGCCAGGCGGAGAUCUGGAGCAUGUUCACCGCCAUCCUGCGCAAGAGCGUGCGCAACCUGCAGACCAGCACCGAGGUGGGCCUCAUCCAGCAAGUGCUGCUCAAGAUGGCCGCCGUGGACGACAUGAUCGCAGACCUGCUGGUAGACAUGCUGGGGGUGAUGGCCAGCUACAGCAUCACAGUGAAGGAGCUGAAACUGCUCUUCAGCAUGCUGCGCGGAGAGAAUGGAGUCUGGCCGAGGCACGCCAUUAAGCUGCUGUCGGUGCUGAAUCAGAUGCCACAGAGGCACGGCCCUGACACCUUCUUCAACUUCCCAGGACGCAGUGCGGCGGCCAUCGCCCUACCUCCCAUUGCCAAAUGGCCUUACCAGAACGGCUUCACCCUCAACACCUGGUUCAGAAUGGACCCCCUCAACAACAUCAACGUGGACAAGGACAAGCCCUACCUGUACUGUUUUCGCACCAGCAAAGGGAUCGGCUACUCGGCCCACUUCGUGGGGAACUGCCUGAUCGUGACGUCGCUCAAGUCCAAGGGCAAGGGGUUCCAGCACUGCGUCAAGUACGACUUCCAGCCGCGCAAGUGGUACAUGAUCAGCAUCGUUCACAUCUACAACCGCUGGCGAAACAGCGAAAUCCGCUGCUACGUCAACGGGCAGCUGGUCUCCUACGGCGACAUGGCCUGGCACGUCAACACCAACGACAGCUAUGAUAAAUGCUUCCUGGGGUCGUCGGAGACAGCUGACGCCAACAGGGUCUUCUGCGGCCAGCUGGGGGCGCUGUACGUCUUCAGCGAAGCGCUCAAUCCCGCGCAGAUAUUCGCCAUCCAUCAGCUGGGGCCCGGAUACAAGAGCACGUUCAAGUUCAAGUCGGAGAGCGACAUCCACCUGGCCGAGCACCACAAGCAGGUGCUGUACGACGGGAAGCUGGCCAGCAGCAUCGCCUUCACCUACAACGCCAAGGCCACCGACGCCCAGCUGUGCCUGGAGUCCUCGCCCAAGGAGAACCCCUCCAUCUUUGUGCAUUCGCCCCACGCCCUCAUGCUCCAGGAUGUGAAAGCCAUCGUGACGCACUCCAUCCACAGCGCCAUCCACUCCAUCGGCGGGAUCCAGGUGCUGUUCCCGCUCUUCGCCCAGCUGGACUACCGCCAGCAGAACGACAGCCAGGUGGAGACCACCGUCUGUGCCACUCUCCUGGCCUUCCUGGUGGAGCUGCUGAAGAGCUCAGUGGCCAUGCAGGAGCAGAUGCUGGGUGGGAAGGGCUUCCUGGUGAUUGGCUAUCUCCUGGAGAAGGCCUCGCGGGUCCACAUCACCCGGGCGGUGCUGGAGCAGUUCCUGUCCUUCGCCAAAUACCUGGACGGCCUGACCCACGGCGCCCCCCUGCUCAAGCAGCUGUGUGACCACAUCCUGUUCAACGCUGCCAUCUGGAUCCACACGCCCGCCAAGGUCCAACUCUCCCUGUACACGUACUUGUCCGCGGAGUUCAUCGGCACGGCGACCAUCUACAGCACCAUCCGCAGGGUGGGGACGGUACUGCAGCUGAUGCACACGCUGAAGUACUACUACUGGGCCAUCAACCCCCUGGACAGCAGCGGCAUUGCCCCCAAAGGCCUGGAUGGACCGCGCCCUUCGCAGAAGGAGGUCAUUUCACUGCGAGCCUUCAUGCUCCUCUUCCUCAAACAGCUCAUCCUGAAGGACCGCGGUGUUAAGGAGGACGAGCUGCAGAGCAUUCUGAAUUACCUGCUGACCAUGCACGAGGAUGAUAACAUCCACGACGUGCUUCAGCUCCUGGUGGCUCUGAUGUCAGAGCAUCCCGCCUCCAUGAUCCCCGCCUUUGACCAGAGGAGUGGAAUACGGGUUAUCUACAAGCUGCUGGCUUCCAAGAGCGAGAGCAUCCGUGUGCAGGCGCUGAAGGUCCUGGGGUACUUCCUGAAGCACCUGGGCCACAAAAGGAAAGUGGAGAUCAUGCACACGCACAGCCUGUUCACCCUGCUGGGGGAAAGGCUGAUGAUGCACACCAGCACGGUGACGGUCACCACCUACAACACGCUGUACGAGAUUCUGACGGAGCAGGUGUGCACGCAGGUGGUUCACAAGCCCCACCCUGAGCCUGACUCCACCGUGAAGAUCCAGAAUCCCAUGAUUCUGAAGGUGGUGGCCACGCUGCUGAAGAACGCCACGCCCAGUGUGGAGCUGAUGGAGGUGCGGCGGCUCUUCCUGUCAGACAUGAUCAAGCUGUUCAGCAACAGCAGGGAGAACAGACGGUGUCUUCUGCAGUGCUCCGUGUGGCAGGACUGGAUGUUCUCUCUGGGCUACAUCAACCCCAAGAGCCCGGAGGAGCAGAAGAUCGCCGAGAUGGUCUACAACAUCUUCCGCAUCCUGCUCUACCACGCCAUCAAGUACGAGUGGGGCGGCUGGCGCGUGUGGGUGGACACGCUCUCCAUCGCGCACUCCAAGGUGACCUACGAGGCCCACAAGGAGUACCUGGCCAAGAUGUAUGAGGAGUACCAGCGGCAGGAGGAGGAGAACAUCAAGAAGGGGAAGAAGGGUUCGGUGAGCACCAUCUCCGGGCUCUCCGCCCAGGCCCCGCCCCCCGUCGUGAACGGCGCCAUGGAGAUCCGCGAGGCGGACGACGGCUCGCAGACGCAGACGCCCGAGAGCGAGGCGGACUACCCCGAGAGCGGGGACCCCCGAAACCUGCUGGUGGAGACCAAGGCCGCGGAGGAGGCGGGGGGCGCGGGAGGGGCGGGGCAGGCCACCACCCCCGGGGUGCGGGUGGAGGUGCACGACCUGCUGGUGGACAUCAAGGCGGAGAAGGUGGAGGCCACCGAGGUGAAGCUGGACGACCUGGACCUGUCGCCGGAGACGCUGGUGGUGGGUGUGGGUGUGGGGGUGGGGGUGGGGGUGGGGGUCCAGGAGAACGGGCCCCUGGUGGGCGUGGACUCCCUCCUGGACAACGUGUACUGCGCCGCCGUGGAGAAGCUGAGCGCCGACGUGGGCGUGGGCAUCGGCGUCGUCAACGGCGACGGCGGCCUGGCCCCCAAGGGCACCCCGGAGGACGGGGACCUGGGCCCGCUCAUCACCCUGGCCGACGAGAAGGACAGCGUCCCCAGCAACAACGGCUUCCUGUUCAGCAAGGUGGCGACCGGCGAGCCGCUGGUCCACACCAGCGCCAGCGACGACCUCAGCCUGCUGGCCCACAUGACCACGGGCGGGGCCGACCUGGCUCCGCCCCCGACCCCGCCCCCGCCGGGCUCCGGCGGCACGCUGGAGGAGGACGGCGGCUUCGGGCUGCAGAGCCCGCUGGCGGACAUCGGCGACGUCGACAUGGUCGCCCGGGGUGCCGAGAUCGGCGAUGGCGACCCCUCGGUCGGCAGGACGGGGGGCGGAGAUGCAGCCAGCACCGCCUCCGACACCGAGCGCUCUGACGACGGCAAGGACAGGGAGAUGAAGAAGAUCCAGACCACAGCCACCACUCAGGCCCUCCACGGCCGCACGGCCAGCCAGCUGGAGCGGGACCUGCGGGUGGACCUGGGCUUCCGCGGCAUGCCCAUGACGGAGGAGCAGCGGCGGCAGUUCAGCCCGGGCCCGCGCACCACCAUGUUCCGCAUCCCGGAGUUCAAGUGGUCCGCCAUGCACCAGCGGCUGCUGACCGACCUGCUCUUCGCCCUGGAGACCGACGUGCACGUCUGGCGCAGCCAUUCCACCAAGUCCGUGAUGGACUUUGUGAACAGCAACGAGAACAUCAUUUUCGUCCACAACACCAUCCAUCUCAUUUCCCAGAUGGUUGACAACAUCAUCAUCGCCUGCGGAGGGAUCCUGCCCCUGCUGUCCGCCGCCACCUCCCCCUCUGUAAGUAAGGAUGGCAGCGCUAGCUCCCAAAAGCUGUCAAAAUCCGGAGAGGUCGCCCCAGGGUCUGGGGGCGCUGGCCUGGGGGCCGAGACGGAGCUGGAGAACAUCGAGGCGACGCAGGGCAUGUCCUCGGAGACGGCGGUGACCUUCCUGAGCCGCCUGAUGGCCAUGGUGGACGUGCUGGUGUUCGCCAGCUCCCUCAACUUCAGCGAGAUCGAGGCCGAGAAGAACAUGUCCUCCGGGGGCCUGAUGCGCCAGUGCCUGAGACUGGUGUGCUGUGUAGCGGUGAGGAACUGUUUGGAGUGCAGGCAGAGGCAGAGGGACAGAGGAGUCAAAUCCUCCUUCCACAGCAGCGGCAGCACUAAGACCCAGGAGAGCCUGCAGGGCAUCCCUGCGGCCAGCAAGCAGGACCCUGACAGGCUGCUGCAGGACGUGGACAUCAACCGACUCCGGGCCGUCGUCUUCCGCGAUGUGGACGACAGUAAGCAGGCGCAGUUCCUGGCCCUGGCUGUGGUCUACUUCAUCUCCGUCCUCAUGGUGUCCAAGUACCGGGACAUCCUGGAGCCGCAGCGGGAGAUUGGCAGGUCCAGCAGCCUAUCGGGGAGGAGCAUUCGGCAUGAGAUCAACUCCCCCACCAGCACGGAGAACCCCUCGGUGCUGACGGACAGCGGCCGGGACAAGGACACGCCCACGCCGGUGGAGGACCUGGCGCUGGAGGUGUCGCUCCCCCACACGGACUCGGGCAUCGGGGAGGAGCCGGUCUCCGGCGUGCUGAACGGGGCGGAGCUGGAGCCGGGCGGGGUGGGCGAGCUCCUCUGCUCCCUCUCCGCCGACGUCAAGCGCUCCCGUGAGAGCCUGCUGGACCCGCCCACCGUCGACGCCCUCAAGCCCGCCCCCUCCAUCUCCAGCAUCUCCCACGGCAACAAGGGCAUCAACGUCAAGGAGAUCCUCAAGAGCCUGGUGGCGGCGCCCGUGGAGGGGGCGGAGCCCGGGCCCGAGCCCCUCCCCUACCCAGACCCCGCCCUCAAGGCCCAGGCCCAGGCCAUGCUGCCCAUGCAGUUCCACUCCUUUGACAGGAGUGUGGUGGUUCCGGUGAAGAAGCCCCCUCCGGGCAGCCUGUCAGUCAACACGGUUGGCACGCCGACCGCCAGUGGGGCGGUGGCCUCAGGAAGCACGCCCAACAUCUUUGCUGCUGCCACGGCAACACCAAAAAGCAUGAUCAACACGACAGGUGCCACAGACUCCACCUCCUCUUCCUCCUCCUCUUCCUCCAGCUUUGUGAACGGAGCCACCAGUAAAAACCUGCCGGCGGUGCAGACGGUGGCCCCCAUGCCUGAGGACACGGUGGAGAACAUGAGUAUCACCACUAAGCUGGAGCGUGCUCUGGAGAAGGUGGCCCCGUUGCUAAGGGAGAUCUUUGUGGAUUUUGCACCGUUCCUGUCGCGCACACUGCUGGGCAGCCACGGGCAGGAGCUGCUCAUAGAAGGCCUGGUGUGUAUGAAGUCCAGCACUUCAGUGGUGGAGCUGGUAAUGCUGCUGUGCUCUCAGGAGUGGCAGAACUCUAUCCAGAAGAACGCUGGGCUGGCCUUCAUCGAGCUCAUCAACGAGGGAAGGCUGCUGUGCCAUGCCAUGAAGGACCACAUCGUGCGCGUCGCCAACGAGGCCGAGUUCAUCCUCAACCGGCAGAGGGCCGAGGACGUCCACAAGCACGCCGAGUUCGAGUCGAACUGCGCCCAGUACGCCGCGGACAGGAAGGACGAGGAGAAGAUGUGCGAUCACCUGAUCAGCGCCGCCAAGCACAGAGACCAUGUGACCGCCAACCAGCUCAAGCAGAAGAUCCUCAACAUCCUGACCAAUAAGCACGGGGCCUGGGGUGUGCUCUCUCAGAGUCAGCUGCACGACUUCUGGCGGCUGGACUACUGGGAGGACGACCUGCGACGGAGGCGGAGAUUCGUACGCAACGCCUUCGGCUCCACCCACCUGGACAUCGCCCUCAAGACCCUGGAGGAGUACGGCACGGAGGAGGAGGAGGAGGAGGGGGUCAAGUCCAAGAAGUCGUUCCGCAGCCAGGCAGUGGCCAAUCAGAGCCCAGAGACGGAGCUGAUGCUGGAGGGGGACGACGACGCGGUCAGCCUGCUGCAGGAGAAGGAGAUCGACAACCUGGCAGGCCCGGUGGUUUUGAGCACCCCCGCUCAGCUCGUGGCCCCCGUUGUCGUGGCUCGCGGGACGCUCUCCAUCACCACCACUGAGAUCUAUUUUGAAGUGGACGAAGAUGACCCCGCAUUCAAAAAAAUUGACGCCAAAGUCCUGGCCUACUCCGAGGGUCUGCAUGGGAAGUGGAUGUUCAGUGAGAUCCGUGCGGUGUUCUCCCGCCGGUACCUGCUGCAGAACACCGGCCUGGAGGUCUUCAUGGCCAACAGAACGUCCGUCAUGUUCAACUUUCCCGACCAGGCCACGGUGAAGAAGGUGGUGUACAGUUUGCCGCGGGUGGGCGUCGGCACCAGCUACGGCCUGCCGCAGGCCAGGAGGAUCUCCUUGGCAACGCCACGACAGCUCUUCAAGUCCUCCAACAUGACCCAGCGCUGGCAGAGGCGUGAGAUCUCAAACUUUGAGUACCUGAUGUUCCUCAACACCAUCGCAGGGAGGACCUACAAUGAUCUUAACCAGUAUCCCAUCUUCCCCUGGGUUCUCACCAACUAUGAGUCUGAGGAGCUGGACCUCACCCUCCCUGGAAACUUCAGAGACCUGUCCAAGCCAAUCGGAGCGCUCAACCCCAAACGCGCCGUGUUCUAUGCCGAGCGCUACGAGACGUGGGAAGAGGACCAGACGCCGCCGUAUCACUAUGACAACCUCUACUCCUCCGCCGUGGCCACGCUCCUCUGGCUCGUCAGAAUAGAGCCCUUCACCACCUUCUUCCUCAACGCCAACGACAACAAGUUCGACCACCCCGACCGCACCUUCUCCUCCAUCGCCCGCUCCUGGAGGAACUGCCAGCGCAACACCUCCGACGUCAAGGAGCUGAUCCCGGAGUUCUAUUACCUCCCGGAGAUGUUUGUGAACAGUAACGGGUACGAGCUGGGCGUGAGAGACGACGGGGCCCCCGUGUGCGACGUGGACCUGCCCCCCUGGGCCAAGAAACCGGAGGACUUCGUUCGGAUUAACAGGAUGGCGCUGGAGAGCGAGUUCGUGUCCUGCCAGCUCCACCAGUGGAUCGACCUCGUUUUCGGCUACAAGCAGCGGGGGCCCGAGGCGGUGCGCGCCCUCAACCUCUUCCACUACCUGUCCUAUGAGGGCUCCGUCGCCCUGGAAACCAUCGCCGACCCCCUGCAGAGAGAGGCGAUGGAGACGCAGAUCCUGUGUUUGGGACAGGUCCCGUCCCAGCUGCUCAUCGAGCCCCACCCCCCCCGCAGCUCCGCCAUGCACCUGUGUUUCCUUCCGCAGAGCCCCCUCAUGUUUAAGGACCAGAUGCAGCAGGACGUGAUCAUGGUGCUCAAGUUCCCCUCCAACUCGCCUGUCACCCAUGUGGCGGCCAACACCCUCCCCCACCUCAGCGUCCCGGCCGCCGUCACCGUCACCUGCAGCCGGCUCUUCGCCGUCAACCGCUGGCACAACACCGUCGGUCUAAGAGGAGCUCCAGGGUACUCUCUGGAACAGGCUCAUCACCUGCCCAUUGAGAUGGACCCCCUGAUUGCCAAUAACUCCGGGAUGAAUAAGAGACAGAUCACGGACCUGGUGGACCAGAGCAUCCAGAUCAACACGCACUGCUUCGUAGUGACGGCCGACAACCGCUACAUCCUGGUGUGCGGCUUCUGGGACAAGAGCUUCCGCGUCUACUCCACUGAGACAGGAAAGCUGACCCAGAUCGUUUUUGGGCACUGGGACGUGGUGACGUGUCUGGCCCGGUCCGAGUCCUACAUCGGGGGCGACUGCUACAUCGUUUCGGGGUCCCGGGACGCCACGCUGCUGCUGUGGUACUGGAGCGGGCGGCACCACAUCAUCGGGGAUAACCCCAACAACAGUGAUUACCCAGCUCCCCGGGCGGUCCUGACCGGUCAUGACCAUGAGGUGGUCUGCGUCUCGGUCUGCGCGGAGCUGGGUUUGGUCAUCAGUGGAGCGAAAGAGGGGCCGUGCCUGGUCCACACCAUCACAGGGGACCUGUUGCGGGCCCUUGAGGGCCCGGAGAACUGCCUGAGGCCCCAGCUGAUCUCCGUGUCCAGCGAGGGCCACUGCAUCAUCUGCUACGAGCGCGGCCGCUUCUGCAACUUCAGCAUUAACGGCAAGCUGCUGGCGCAGAUGGAGGUCAACGACUCCACCCGAGCCAUCCUCCUGAGCAGCGACGGACAGAACCUGGUGACGGGCGGGGACAACGGGGUGGUGGAGGUGUGGCAGGCCUGCGACUUCAAGCAGCUCUACAUCUACCCCGGGUGCGACGCGGGCAUCCGGGCCAUGGACCUGUCACAUGACCAAAGGACUCUGAUCACCGGGAUGGCGUCCGGCAGCAUUGUGGCUUUCAACAUCGACUUCAACCGCUGGCACUACGAGCACCAGAACAGGUACUGAGGGAGGAGCUGGGGGGGAGGAGCCAAGAGGAGGUGCCAAACUGAAGCCACGCCCCCUUCACCCGCCCCAUCCGUCCCACCCCCAGCCGCCAACUCGCACCGCGCGGCCACAGGCGGCCAGGCCGGGAGGGUAGGCGGGCGACUGGAAGACUAAACAAAAAAAAAAACAAAACAAAAAAAACAGAAGAAAAGAGAAAAAAGAAACGAACAAAAAAAAAAGGUAUAAAUUAAUAGAGGAGGAAGGGAGAAAGACUUGAGCCUCGCGUUCGACGCGGUUUGAGGGGAGUGGCCCCCCCGUCCUGACGUGUCGGGGCGGGGCGUCAUCAUCGCGUUCAGCCUCGCUACUCGACCAUCCCACCUGCCACCACAAACGCACAUCUCCAUAGCGACGCACCGUAGUCAGGGCAACGCCCGUCCACCAGUAGCCGAAGUGCUGUAGUUAGGAGACGCCCAUCGGUUGUAGCCAAAAAAAAAAAGAAAGAAAGAAAAGAAAAUAUACUUUCUUGCGUGCGUGUGUGUGUGCGUAUGUGUUUUAUCAGACUACCCCCAACCUGUGUGGAUUGGUCAGACGCUUCUGUACUGUAGGUCUUUAAAUCUUUAAAUACGGAGGCAAGGAAAGACUACUGCUGAGAGAUCCAAGAUCCACAAUCAUAGGCGUGCGUGGUCAGAGCGAGCAUCUCAUCAAUCAGAGUACUACUGCACAUGAGUUCGGACAAAAAAAGCUGUUUAUUUCUCAUGUGACUCUCCCACCCCUAAAGCAUCCUAGGUCAUUAUCUAUCCAGCUCCGGCAGCCAAUAAACAGCCACUCAUAAUUUCAGUGAAUGAUUGAAAUUUCUGAUGUGUAUCCUGUCCCCAACUUCCUCCUCUCUUAGGGGUGCAUUGUGCGUAGAGAAGAAUAAAAACCUGCAGAAACAAUAAUACAUGAAUAAAAAUAACGGGGUGUUUCUCAUCCAGACAGGGAGGUUGAUCACAAUUCAUUUUUUAAAAAAUAAAUAAAUAAAGCUACUGAUUCAUUUUUCUUUUUUUUACAAGUUUGUUUUUGACAGAUGGCCCCUAACUGAGAUCUGAUUGGUUCAUAACCAUACCCUUAGCAGUCUCUUGGGCAUGUCCUAUCCAAAGCCACCUCAUUGAGAUGGCAGUGCAUCAUGGUCAACAAAGUAAAUCCCCUUAUUUAUUUCUGAAUUUGUUAUCAAUGAUAGGUCCUCUAAAACCAGCCCUUGUAAAUGCAGUCUGAUUUCCUAAUCACUCUCUGCAUAUUAAGUUUUAGGAGGAAGUGAAGCUUGACGUGAAAUUCCUGUUCUUUCCUGUCUAUAUUUAUUUAUUCAUAACUGAAUGUUUGUAAAAGAUAAUGUGUAAUAACAAUGCUGAAAAUGAUUAUGGAAGUGGGAGUUUAAGAGUCAGGGUUCUCCCAGGUCUGUUCGCAGGAGGAAAACUGAUUCUUUAAAGAUUUGGCAAUUAUUAUUAUUAUUUUUUUGUCAUGGUUUGCAUAAUCAUAAUUUGUGAUGAGUGCCAAAAGUACUGAUUUUUCUGAAGAUGUUGUUGGGGGGGGGGGGGGUUCACUCAUCACAAAUAUCACUUAUUCUCAGUUAUCAGUUCAAGAAAAUGAAUUGGUGGAUAUCUUUGAAUUGUCGCUUUGCCCCAGAAACGUCAUUAUCAGGUCUGUCCGUUUCUUGGUCACCCUCCAUGAAUCAAUACAUUUUUUUUUUUUUGUUUUUUUUUUGGUUCCAGAUCCCUUGCUCAUUGGUGUUCGUAUUCAGACGGGGGGCGCGGUGAUCAAAUUUUACAAUCACAAGACUGUAAAGCAAUAUCAUGAGUGUGUAGCCAAGGUUGGGAGGGAUGCGAGGGAGGAGCUGGCUGUGUCUGGACGUAUAGAUCAAACAAAUGUACAUGUACAUGCUCAUUUGCAUACACACACACACAAACACACACAUACACCAAACAGAACAAAUUCUGAGCUUAAGCAGGUGAAUAUCAUCCAAAAAAAAGAUUAUUCAUAUUAUUUUUUUGGAUCUAUAAAAGUCCUAAAGCUACUUUAAGAAAUCCUAAUGCUAGUUUGAUUUUAUGUUUUGUUGAAAAGAUAUUGAAUAUGUUUGGCUUGAAAGGAGAGGGCGUUCAAAAAAAAAAAAAAGAAAAUAUGCAAGGAACUGGAAGAUUGGUGUUUUCUGUUGCCAUGGGUGAUGUACAGAAGCCAAUUCCAGACAGAACUGUAGCUUCGCAUGCAAGGAAUUUUUUGGAUUAGGGGUGGGGACCUGUACCUGAGUGUCUGAUUUUAUUUAUCACUUUUUGUUCAUGUCUAUAAAUAAUUUUUUUUUUUUUUUUUUGGUUCGUAUUUUCAGUUUGAUAUUAUUCAGGCUUUUCACUCUUAAAGUGGAACAUGGGCUGUGGUAUGUUGUAAUUUUGAAUAA
Anguilla rostrata (American eel) is the source of this 11543-nucleotide messenger RNA. It is a transcript of the gene nbeaa, whose product is annotated as neurobeachin a. The record is from RefSeq and is a predicted model, not a curated record. Bases 368 to 9139 code for a protein of 2923 amino acids. Gene Ontology annotation, molecular function: protein kinase binding. Gene Ontology annotation, biological process: intracellular protein localization. The transcript has 57 exons. NCBI's taxonomy places the organism in Eukaryota, Metazoa, Chordata, Actinopteri, Anguilliformes, Anguillidae. Gene Ontology annotation, cellular component: cytosol; membrane.